AUGGCCAAUGGCAUCAACACAUCAACAGAGAAGCGGAAGUUUCGUAGUCUACUUGCAAAGAAAAAAAGAUUAAAGAAAGAAAUAUUUGCUAUUGAAAAAGAAUUGUUCAAGACCGAAACUGCACAUUUGGAGAUGACACAAGGUGCUCCAAUCACAAAAAACGUGGAUUACUAUACAUCAAAUAGAAUAGAUAAAAAGAAGUCAGCUGUGAAUGACAAAAUGAGAAUGUUUAAUAGAAACUUUCCUAUGCCAAACAAGUAG
Messenger RNA from Ordospora colligata OC4, 261 nucleotides. RefSeq names its product subunit NuA4 of histone acetyltransferase. The transcript has a single exon. The record is from RefSeq and is a predicted model, not a curated record. Lineage: Eukaryota; Fungi; Microsporidia; Ordosporidae. Bases 1 to 261 code for a protein of 86 amino acids. Gene Ontology annotation, cellular component: histone acetyltransferase complex.